AAAUACCAGGCGAGGGCUUCAUAGAGUAGGCUUGUGCUGGUUACAGGCAAAUACUGACAGAGCACUAAAGGCAAAACUUUUAGCACAAGUUAACCGCCUUGGAUUUUAAUUUUCCCUGGACUUAAAGAAAAUGUCUGAAAGAUUUGACGAACAAUUGUUGAUGAACGUUAUAAACAUGACUUUGAACGAGUCAUACAACCGGGAGCAGCAACAGGUUAAACCUACCGGCCCCAAAAUCACAAACCCCUUAACUUCAUCUUACCAACGCUCCAGUUAUAUGUUCAAUAGCGCUGAACAGCUCGACGACGCCCCCUGUUGGUCGUUCGACAGCAACCAUUGGAGCCACCAAGAACCCAACAAGAGUCUUAAUCAAUUCAGGACUGAUCGAUCCAUGAGCCUGACUGACAAUAGUAUCUCGGGAUUCGGAGGAACAAAGACCCUAGCUGUGCCUCCACCCCCGGGAUUCCCACCUCUGAGUGCCCAGACACCCCUCCCGUCCAACCGCUACAAGACGGAGCUCUGUCGCAGCUUUGAAGAGAGUGGCAUCUGCAAGUAUGGGAGCAAAUGUCAAUUCGCCCAUGGAGCCAGCGAGCUGCGUAGCCUAAGCCGUCACCCCAAGUACAAAACAGAGAUGUGCCGCACAUUCUACAACUUCGGCUACUGUCCUUACGGACUCCGCUGUCACUUUCUCCACCAGGAAAGGCUUUCUUCUUCUAACGGCUUGCAACUAAACCAGACCCCGCAGUCUCAGCAGCAAACACGUCUGUUCCGCCAGAGUGUCAGUUUUGCCGGCUUCCUGGGUUCAAGAAGCUCCCCUCCUCCCUCUCUCCAAGACCCGCUGGGCUUCUCGCGUGCCCCGUCGGUGUCGCCACCUCCUGCUGAGCUGCAUUUGCCAGUCUUUACCAGCGAGGCUGCGUCACAGUCCACCAAGAACGCGUUCCAGUUUUGCAAAAGUCAUCAGAACCUGAGCGAAAUCAACCGCGUUCCUCAUAUUUUGGAGCCCAAUAACAGCUCGUGCUGCCUCUGUGGCGUCGGGAAAAGUUUCCAGUCCCCCCUCGGCAAAAUGAGUACAAAAGACGACCAGAAUGUAUUCAUUCCACGCCCAAACCUCCAGCGUUGCGCCUCCGACGAUUCGCUCUCGGACCGGGACAGUUACAGCUCAGGCAGCCUCAGCGGCUCCGAAUCUCCCACCUUUGAUAGCUUGGGGAACAAACGCCUUGUGGUUUUCACUCGGUUGUCUGUUUCCGACUAAACAAACAAAAAUCAGGAAAAGAAGAAAAAAAAAGACUUUUAAAAAUUAAAGCAGAAUGAAUGAUGAGACAUAAACACUUUAUAUAAUAUAUUUAUAUAUGAAUAAUUACUGCUUAUUGAAAUGUUUUUUUUUUUUUUUGGUACACAAUCUUAUAACAAAAAAGCUUUAUUUUUUAUAAAUAUAUAUUCUAUAGCGUACCUUUUUUUUCUCAAUCUUGUCUUCCGUUUAAAAUGGAACAUGGCCUUAUUUACAAUUCCAAGAAAAAAAAGUACUUCUAAAUGCAGAGCCAUAUAUAUAUAUAUAUAUAUAUAUAUAUAUAUAUAUAUAUAUAUAUAUAAUGUUAUUUUCAAAACAGUACGUUUAUUUUUAAGUUUACUUUAAUACUAACCAGGAAAGAAAGCUACUUGCUAUUCAAUACAUAGCCAAAGAUGUAUGUUUCCAUAAUGUGCUGUUUUGAAAUCUGCAUUCUUACUAAAUAUCAGUAUUUUAACAAAUAAGCAUUUUUUUUUUUUUUUUUUUUACCAUUAAAUGUGACAAACUUGAAACAAAAAUAUCCACUAUAUUGUUGUUUUGCACUUUAGGUACAAACUGGGAAUACAUCUCAGUGUGUAGCAUUUUAUUAAAGCUUUAUAUUUCUUUGAAAACACUCUACUUUAAGUGCUUUUUAGUAGGUGAGCGGACAGUUAUCUCUCAUAAAAUAAUGUAUCGUUUAUGUGUGGUAAAAAUAAUUUAGGGGGUUUACUGUUUGCCCAUUGGCUAUGACGUCUUUCACGGAUUGUGUAAAAUAGUUCAUUUAAUUAGAUGAACAAGAUGUUUGUAUUUUUAAAAUUCAGUGUUUAAGAAGUAUAAUUUAAAGCAAAAGAUGAGUACUUCAGACACCUGUUUGUGGACUGAAGUACAAAGCUGAUCACAAAAAAAUAUUUGAACAGUACAGUGCUUUUCCACUUCCUUAAACUUUUUUUUUGUUAAUUUGUUCCUAAAGUCUUGUUAUAUACUACUAUAUUUAUUAUGCAUAUUUAUUGAAAACAAAAUUCAGUGUCCUUUUUUAUGUAUUUAUCUGAAAUAAUCGUAUUUUGUGGGGGUGUCUUGCUAAAAGUGAGGCGCAUGUGGCUACUGAAAUUGAUUUUUAAUUGUUCAAAAAUAAAAUAAAGAACUUUAAAAAAGCUA
Molecule: messenger RNA, 2419 nt
Organism: Acipenser ruthenus (sterlet)
Lineage: Eukaryota; Metazoa; Chordata; Actinopteri; Acipenseriformes; Acipenseridae
Product: mRNA decay activator protein ZFP36-like
Exons: 2
Coding region: 131-1252 (373 amino acids)
Molecular function (GO): mRNA binding; metal ion binding
Source: RefSeq, a predicted model, not a curated record